Messenger RNA from Mytilus californianus (California mussel), 3186 nucleotides. Its product is annotated as DNA ligase 4-like. The record is from RefSeq and is a predicted model, not a curated record. Lineage: Eukaryota; Metazoa; Mollusca; Bivalvia; Mytilida; Mytilidae. Gene Ontology annotation, cellular component: DNA ligase IV complex; DNA-dependent protein kinase-DNA ligase 4 complex. The transcript has 18 exons. Bases 110 to 2866 code for a protein of 918 amino acids. Gene Ontology annotation, molecular function: DNA binding; DNA ligase (ATP) activity; ATP binding. Gene Ontology annotation, biological process: nucleotide-excision repair, DNA gap filling; double-strand break repair via nonhomologous end joining; DNA recombination.
AAAAAGCUAAAAAUUAAAAUGCUGAAACGACAAAACUUUUAGUAGUCUAAAUAACAAGCAAUUAAAAAACAAUAAGAAGCUACAAUUGAAAUCUAAAACUUCUCAGCAAAUGGAUCACCAGGAAAAUGAAGAUGUCAGAGAUGAUGGUCCAUCAGUAGCAUCCAAAGUGUUUUUUGCAGAACUCUGUGGUCUGCUAGAGAAAAUAUCAAAAACUCAAGGAAAUGAUAAAAAGAAAAAAAUAAUGAAAGAAUUUAUUGAUAAAUGGAGAGAUUUUCAUAAUCAGCUCCAUAAAGAUGAUAAGAAAACAAAUGAUUCCUUUUAUUCAGCAAUGAGACUUUUGAUCCCACAUCUUGAAAAGGAAAGAUUAGCCUAUGGCAUUAAAGAACACAUGCUAGCCAAGCUGUUAAUAGAGGUUUUAUGUCUUGGAAAAGACAGUCCAGAUGCUAAUAGAUUACUUAAUUACAAAGCUCCUAAAUCUGCUAAAAUGGAAGCAGGUGAUUUUGCCAGUGUAGCCUACUAUGUUCUAAAGAACAGAUGUCCUGAAAAAGGAUCCUUAACCAUUAAGGAAGUCAAUAACUGUCUUGAUGGAAUAGCAACAAAUAAUGCUGCGAAGAAGAAAGAACUUGUCAGGAAGAACAUCUUACAUCUCCUGACCAAUAUGUCUGCUAUAGAACUUAAAUGGUUGAUAAGGAUGAUUGUUAAAGAACUCAAGGUUGGAUUAAGUCAGGCAUCUGUCCUUUCUGUUUAUCAUCCUGAUGCUGAAGAAUUCUACAAUGUGAACAAUAAUUUAGAAAAGGUGUGCAGAAUGUUGAGAGAAAAAGAUGUGAGGGUGCAUGAGAUUGGAAUAUCUGUAUUCUCUCCCUUUACACCAAUGUUAGGAGAGAGGGGAGCACCUGAUCAGAUAGAAAAGAUAAUGGAAGGAAAGCCCUACUAUAUAGAGACAAAGUUUGAUGGUGAAAGGAUGGUGUUACAUAAGGAUGAAGGGAACUAUAAAUAUUUUACAAGAAGUGGUAAUGAAUACACCAGUACAUUUGGAGCUCAUGAGUUGGAUGGUAACCUCACACCACACAUACACAAUUGUUUCAAGCCAUUUGUCAAGAAAUGUAUCCUGGAUGGAGAAAUGAUAGGAUAUGAUCCUGUUACGAAAACAUUUGCUACAAAAGCUAUGAAUACAGAUAUAAAGAGACAACAACAGGAAGGUCUACAGUCUUGUCUACAUGUGUUUGAUAUUGUAUUGUUGAAUGAUAAAGUCCUCACCAACCAACCUCUAACAGAAAGACUGAAGAUACUAAAGACAGUGUUUGAACCUGUAGAAGGCAGAAUUUUACUGAGUGAACACAAAGAGGCUAGAACAAAUCAGGAUUGUGCAGAUGCACUGAAUGAUGCUAUUGAUGGAAGGGAGGAAGGAAUUAUGGUGAAGAAUCCCGAAUCUGUUUAUCGUCCAAAUACAAGGAAAGGAGGAUGGUAUAAAGUUAAACCAGAAUAUGUAGGCGGUUUGAUGGAUGAAUUGGAUGUAUUAGUAGUUGGUGGAUUUUUUGGUGUUGGACAUAGAUCAGGGAUGAUGUCACAUUUUCUGUGUGCUGUAGCUGUACCACCCGAAGAAGGAGAAGAACCAAAAAUAUUUCAUUCAUUUUGUAAGGUUGGGUCUGGCUACAGCAAGAAAGAGCUGUCAGAAUUUAACAAUAAGCUAGUUGACCAUUGGAAAAUAUUUGAUAAAAAGAAUCCUCCAACUAAUAUAAUUUUGGCUUCUGGAUUUAAAGAAAAGCCUGAUGCAUGGAUAGAACCUUCUAAGUCUUGUAUAGUUCAGAUAAAGGCAGCAGAAAUUAUUGACAGUGAAAGAUUUAAGACAGGUUGUACCUUAAGAUUUCCACGAGUUGAGAAGUUCCGAGACGAUAAACACUGGCGUGAAUGUAUGACAGUCACUGAUAUCAUAGAAUUGAAAGAGAAAUCUGGAGGCAAAUUAGCUGGUGGACGUGUAGAAAUUAAUGAAGAAGCUGAACCAGCCAAGAAAAAACGUAAGGUUGUAAGCAGGGUAGUACGUCCCACAUUAGCUGAUCGAUUUAAAGGUGUUGAUGCAUCGUCUAUCACAAAGGUGUCAGAAAUGUUAAAAGGUAAAGAAUUCUGUGUUGUGAAUGGAUCUUCAUCUUUUUCUAAAUCUGACGCAGAAAAGAAGAUCAUAGAAUAUGGUGGUACUAUUGUUCAAAAUCCAGGUUCAUCCACAUUUUGUGUUUUAGCAGAAAAGGUUGCUUUAAGAGUAACCAAUCUAAUUAAACGUGAUAUGUAUGACAUUGUAAAGCUUGAAUGGUUUCACAGAUGUAUUGAAGGUAGCACAUGGGUUCCAUGGUCACCAGGAGAUAUGAUUCACACGUCACCAAAAACACAAAAGUCCUUCCAAGUAGAUUAUGAUCAGUUUGGAGACAGUUUUACAGAGGAUACUACAGCAGAACAACUCAAGAAUGUAUUUGAAAGAGUGAACCAGGAUGAUAUAGAUGAAGUCAAUGAAACUGAUAUUGCAGAACUAGAACAGAAAUAUUUUCCUGAUGAGUCUCCAUAUGGACUGUUCAGAACUUGCAGAUUUUAUAUUGAUAAAUAUUUGGUGAUUGAUGAUACCACAACUCACAUUAAGGAUUCCAGUUUAGAUCUUUUAGAAUUAGAACUACGUUUCUUUGGAGGGAUAACAACAGAUGAACUAGAUGAUGAAGUGUCACAUGUGUUGGUAGAUAAGAAAGAUUUGUCAAGAGUACCAGAGAUGAAAAGAGAAAGGCGCAAUAGAAGAACAAAAUUUCAUAUUGUAACACAAGAAUGGAUAAAAGAAUGUGUGGAGGAAGGAGAAUUAUCUUCAGAGAGACAAUUUGAACCAACUUAAUCAAACUACUUAUAUUUAUUUCUACUUUUCAAAUUUCUGUUAAUUCUUUAGUAGGAAAAUUAAGAAAUGCUUUAAAAAGAGAAAAUCAUCAGUGCUGUCCUUUAAAGAUUAAAAUCUACAUUAAAAAUCUAAAAGUAUGACAUUAUUUAUGUGUGUAAAUAAUGUAUCUGUUUUCUCCUCAGUUAAAAAUUUGUUUACUUCUUAAGUGAAUUUAAAAAUGUGAUGUAGCAGAAAGCAUGUGAGAGGUUGAUGUAUUAUAAACUUGGUUGUUGUUUUGUCACUUAAAACAUGAAAUCUAUUUAAAAUGUUUUAAUAUUUGA